AUGCAGCCGGUUCGUCCUGAGGUCAUAGGUGUGAUGGAGUGGCAGCCGGACGAACAGGGUCUGCAGCAGGUGCUUCAGCUCCUGAAGGAUUCCCAGUCCCCAGACACGGCAACCCAGAGAGCCGUGCAAGAAAAACUGGAGCAGCUCAACCAGUUUCCCGAUUUCAACAACUAUCUCAUUUUUGUCCUGACAAGCCUUAAAUCUGAGGACGAGCCCACUCGCUCUCUGAGUGGACUGAUUCUGAAGAACAACGUCAAAGCUCACUACCAGAACUUCCCUCCUAACGUGGGUGACUUCAUCAAACGAGAAUGCCUCAACAACAUCGGAGACCCCUCGCCGCUCAUCAGAGCUACGAUCGGGAUUCUAAUCACGACCAUAGCCUCUAAAGGAGAGCUACAAACGUGGCCGGAGCUUUUGCCUCAGCUCUGUAAUCUGCUCAACUCUGAGGACUAUAACACCUGUGAGGGUUCUUUUGGAGCCCUGCAGAAGAUCUGUGAGGAUUCAUCAGAGCUGCUGGACAGCGAUGCUCUGAACAGGCCUCUCAACAUCAUGAUCCCCAAAUUCCUCCAGUUUUUCAAACACUGCAGCCCCAAGAUCAGGUCUCACGCUAUCGCAUGUCUGGUGCCCUACCUGAGCUUCAUCCUGGACACGCUGGUGUUCGCCUUCGGGAAGUACCAGCACAAGAACCUGCUCAUCCUCUACGACGCCAUCGGGACGCUGGCCGACUCCGUGGGGCACCACCUCAACCAGCCGGAGUACAUCCAGAAGCUGAUGCCGCCGCUGAUCGCCAAGUGGAACGAGCUGAAGGACGAGGACAAAGAUCUGUUCCCGCUGCUGGAGUGCCUGUCCUCCGUCGCCACGGCGCUGCAGAGCGGCUUCCUGCCCUAUUGCGAGCCCGUCUACCAGCGCUGCGUCACCCUGGUCCAGAAGACGCUGGCCCAGGCCAUGAUGUACAGCCAGCAGCCCGACCAGUACGAGGCCCCGGAUAAGGACUUCAUGAUCGUGGCCCUGGACCUGCUGAGCGGGCUGGCCGAGGGCCUGGGCGGCCACGUGGACACGCUGGUGGCCCGCAGCAACAUCAUGACGCUGCUGUUCCAGUGCAUGCAGGAUACGAUGCCAGAGGUGAGGCAGAGUUCCUUUGCCCUGCUGGGGGAUUUGACCAAGGCGUGUUUCCCACAUGUCAAACCAUGCAUCGCUGAGUUCAUGCCCAUCCUGGGAACGAAUCUGAACCCAGAAUUCAUCUCGGUCUGCAACAAUGCCACCUGGGCCAUCGGGGAAAUCUGCAUGCAGAUGGGAGUGGAAAUGCAGCCCUACAUCGCCAUGGUUCUGAACCAGCUUGUUGAGAUCAUCAACCGGCCCAACACCCCCAAAACCCUGUUGGAGAACACCGCGAUCACCAUCGGGCGGCUGGGCUACGUCUGUCCUCAGGAGGUGGCCCCCAUGCUGCCGCAGUUUAUCCGGCCCUGGUGA
This is a messenger RNA of Menidia menidia (Atlantic silverside), 1470 nucleotides long. The record is from the annotation of a GenBank genome assembly. NCBI's taxonomy places the organism in Eukaryota, Metazoa, Chordata, Actinopteri, Atheriniformes, Atherinopsidae.